Molecule: messenger RNA, 393 nt
Organism: Chironomus riparius
Lineage: Eukaryota; Metazoa; Arthropoda; Insecta; Diptera; Chironomidae
Source: the annotation of a GenBank genome assembly
AUGAUAAUCAUCGCGAUAUUCUUGCUGUCGCUGAUGCUGAUGCCUCACAUAUCAGUAGCAUUGCCAUCUGGAGAAAUUGAUGCUUGGCUUCUAAAUCAAUUUGAGGACUCUAGAGACGAAGCAGCAUCAACAGAAAAGAUAAAAAUUCCAGUUGAACAGGAAUUAAGUGACAUCUUUGAUACCGGAUAUUAUUCUCUUUGUGCUUUUAUUGGCGUUUUGUUUGCAGUGCUCGUAAUCGUUAUUUUAAAGAUAAUUAUUGAAAUUUCAAUUCGGUUUAAAUCAAGAAAACUUAAAAAUUCAUCAAACCUCAAUUACAGGAAUCUUAAGAAUCAAAUGGUGAGACCACUCGUUGAUGAAAAUGAAUAUUCGGAGUUGCCAAAAGGAAACGCAUAG